CAGUCAGAAAAGGACACAUCUUCCGUCUGUAUUUCUAAUGCUUGAAUUUCGACAUUAAGAAAACUUUAGAAUAGCGGCUUUGCUCGUACGAGUACGGUCUCCAUUCUGCCAAGGCCACCAGCUGCUGGUAGCUAGCAGCUAAGCUAACAGAUUUGGCUGUCACAGCAGGUUGGAUGGAGCAGCGUUAGCCCCACAGUCCUCUCAAGGUUGAAGUGGGUGAUUACAGGAGUAUGCUGCUUUUUUAUUUUUAGCCGUAAUAUUAUGCCAAGGAGUGAAAAAGCACUGACCUCUUGUUUUCCUACACGUCUGCGCUGUCAUUGAUGAGGUCAAAGGUGGAUUCAGUUUAAUAUUUAAUUGUGAGCGUGGUCAUGAAGUAAGAAAACACUAACUCCCCUAAGUAUAGAGUUUUUGUGGCAAGGCAAGGUGAACUGGAUAACAACAAAGGCAAUACAUGCUUAAGUGCUUCACAUAACACAUAAAAGACAGUAAAACUAUAGAUGGAUUACUGAACAGGCCGCCUGGGCACAGGCCCAGAGACUGGAGGGGCAAGGGGGGCCCAGAGCUAGAGAUUCUGUUUUUAGAGACACAAAAUGACCACAAACAUACUGAAUACAGCUAUAGAGAGACACAAAAUGAUUACAGAGUGAUGCAAAUUGACCACAAAGAGAUGUAAAACAGCUACAGAAAGAUGCAAAAUUACUACAGAGAGGCAACCCAUAAAGAGAUACAAAACUUCUGCAGAACAAUUAUGAAGAGAUUUAAUCCAACAAAAACCCCAGUGAGACACAAAACAGCUACAAACUACAUAACAUGGCUGCCUGAUGUCUGAUAGGUCUGGAUGUUUCAUAAUAUAGCAGCAGAUCAGAAAUGUAUUUCGACACUAAAGCAUUCAGUGCAGAAAGCCAGUGCAAAGAUCUGGGAGCUUGACUGAUGUGAUCCACCUUCUUCAUCUUAGUGAGGACUGUAGCAACAGUGUUUUGAAUCAGCAGCAGCUGCCUCGUCGACUAUUUAGAGAAAUCUGUAAAGCCAGCGUUACAGUAAUCGAGCCUACUCAAGAGAAAUGCAUUUACAAAAACGCUGUUUUUUUCUAAAUCCUGCUGAGACAUGUCCUUUAAUUCUUGACUUAUUCUUAAUGCUGAUUGUGUAUUUGUCUUAAUGUGUAUGUUAAGAUGUAGGACCAAUGGUAGCAGCUGAAGCUGAGCACUGAUUUUUACUCGUUCUUGUCUGACUCCAAAAACAAUUAUUGGACUAACCUGGAGAAAUUUUAGCACAUUUAGUAAUUGAUGUGUUCUCAGUGCUGGUGUGGCACCUGUAUAAUUAUGGUACGAUAAUCUGUUGUUUUCCAUAAUCUGAGUUAAUGGGAGAUGUUAAAGGAAAACUUAAGUCACAAGGAGAUGUUUUAAAUAAGUGUAUAAUUCAAGUUAAGUGCUGUUUUAUAAAUUAUGUACUGUUGUUCCAGAGAGAUGUUGCUGCUGGUGUUGGGAGUUCUCCUCCUUCUCUUCUGCAGUCUGGAUGUGUGGUACUUCUUACGUGGUGCCCAGGUGUUUAUCGAGGCGUGGUUCCAACCCAGAAUAUGGGACAUUCUAGCUGAGCAAAGUAUUGAUGGCAUGGUCCUCCCCCAUGAUUUGGACUACAUGGGCCACAUGAACAACUCUCGAUACCUGAGGGAGUGUGACUUUGCUCGCUUCCACCAUUACAUGCGAAAUGGCCUGUUCUUGGCCUCACGCAAACUGGGGGCCAAAAUGGUGGUAGGGGCUUCCACAAUUCGGUACCGGCGCUCCUUAGCCUUCCGUGAGGCUUUUGAGAUUCGGACCAAAAUAGUAGGAUGGGAUGAGAAGGCAUUUUACUUGGAGCAGCGCUUUGUAUCCAAGAAAGAUGGCUUCGUAUCGGCAGUCAUGCUCUGCAGGCAGAAUGUGGUACACUGCAGCCCAGAGAGGAUUAUCGAAUUUGUCUGCAAAAGGAAGAUCGAAUGCCCUGAGUUUCCUGAGGACCUCAAACACUGGAUCAGCUUCAUUUCAGCCAGCAGUCAGGCCCUGAGAGCGGAGAGUGGACUGGAAGAGAAGAACAAGUGAAACCACACCAUGACACUCAUGAGUGUAGAUACAUAUCAUUUACAUUGCACGCACACAUACAGUAUACAGUCAUACAUACACGCACACAAACAGCUAAACAUCAUAGAGAGUUUUAGUUGACUUACAAGAUUCCACUUAUCUGUUUUGGGUCAAUCCUACCUGCAGUGUAUUUUUGUAUGAUGUGAACUGAAGUACUGAACUUACAGCAGCUGAAUAUUAAAACUUGAACUGUAAGGUAUUCCAUAUUUUAAAAUGCACUUGUGCACUGGGAUCAUAAUGAAAGUUGUUCUCUCAGAAGAAAGGGAAACAAAAACGUAGCUUUAUCCUUGCAACUUAUUCAGUAGUUAACUGUGAAUAAACAUUUUCAUUCUCAUUUAGCAAAAUCCUCUAACUUCAGAUACGCAUGUAGAGCAAACGUUAAUCUUCCACUGACAUCAGUGCAUGUUUUGAAACACGGAAUAUUUUUUGUGCCUGUUUCUCUUGAUUAGCCGUAGUUUACAGUUAGAUUUCAGAGAAUUAUAACUUUUUAUGAAAAAAGAACAAACAGUAGGUGUGAUGAAAUGCUUGAGUGGACAUUAUGGACAUGUAAUGACAAUUAGUUUUAAUGUUCCCAUCAGCAUUUUGCACAAGGUAACCCAAAUGAGUUAACAAAUUGUUAAAAAUCUGAUCGGGAAUAUUUCUUUUUGAGGGAUCCUUUUAUCAGUAUAGUAUUGUUCUUUUACCAAAUUUAUUAUUCUUGCAUUCAAAGGGUGGGCUUCUUGAUUGCAGUUGCAUGUGAUUUUAGGAGAAUGUGCUCAAAUCCAAAUUGACAGGCAUGAUAAGCAAAUGCUAAUACUGUAUGAGGUUGCUGGCAACUUUUCAAAACUUGCAAUGCACGAUAAACACUGAAUGUUUGGAUGAUGCUUGGUUUUUAUCGAGACAGCCUUUUGAAAUCUGGAACCUUCCCUUUGAUGCACCAAAGCUUUAGUUUGUGACCAAAGUAAUGUAUUGUUGUGUAUGAAGAGGAAACAAAGUCAGUUUUUAAAGAAGAUGUAUGUCUAACCUGUUGUUUAUGUUGUUAAUGCACAAAAUCCUUUAAGUUUAAAGAUAUGUGUUGUCCUUUUUAUUUUCCACUUAUAUUAUUUAAGAUUUAUUGAAAUGGAUUCCUGUAACACACUUCAUGUAUUGUGUUUGUUAAUUAUUUAAUGGCAUUUUAAAUUAAAAAUGCACUGGACUCUAUGUGUGGUAUAUGUUCUU
Messenger RNA from Toxotes jaculatrix (banded archerfish), 3308 nucleotides. Its product is annotated as protein THEM6-like. NCBI's taxonomy places the organism in Eukaryota, Metazoa, Chordata, Actinopteri, Toxotidae. The transcript has 2 exons. Bases 1443 to 2072 code for a protein of 209 amino acids. The record is from RefSeq and is a predicted model, not a curated record.